GGUCUGAAGUCAGCCUGAGACACUUCGUACAAGUAAAAUUGAAAGGCAUGAGAACACUGUCUACUUUUACAGAGUUUACAGUGAUCCAUAGGCGACCAAACGAAGACACGCACGAGAUUAACUCCUCUUUAAAGUUGCGAGAUUUCAGCUAUGACAUAACAUCUUGAGGAAACGCGUCUCACGUUGAAUUGCACCUGUAGGCCUACGCAUCAGCGCAAACACCCGUCUGCAGUUAACAGGCUUGCCAGUUUAUAGUGAGAUGGAGCGGUGCGCUAAAUAAAGAAGGUAUGGUUAUCUCUCCUACUUUUGGGAAUCCCUGACCGCAGAUUCUGAUCUCGGCCUCUUUUACUCUUGGAUUAUAGUUAACUAUUACUGCAACUGUUUCUACUUGUUGAGAUUCCCAAUCGACAAUGGACGAUUUAGCGUCUUAAUGAUGAGCGCCAUUGCAUUAUUGACUUGAUGCAAGUUGCAAUCACGUCUGCAGCGACUCCACACUUUCACGACGCGCAGUAAAGUAUAAGCUACGCUCUCUUUGCCAGUGUAUGAGACAGAGCGAGAGAAGGCGGGAGUGGGGGGAAGGGGGGCACAACACCUACAUCAAGCUCUCAAAUCUGCGCCUAGCGGGAUGAAUUGAAACGGUAAUCUUUACUGCAAGGAAAUGUUUUGAAUCAGGCCAAUCAUUUUUAUCGAAAAUCUUCGCAGUUGAUGAGGUCUCGAAAGAAGUUUUCCUGCAAAGAAGUAGCCUACUGCAACGGCAGGAAGAACGGCUCACAAUUAUAGUCUAAAAUCACACCCAAGGAAUCUGGUUGUGCCUUCAGCCCACGAUGGUUCAUUCGAAAUGAGACAUCAGUUUGGGAAUUAAUAACUUAAAACAAAAAAAAAAACUGUUAAGCCACUGCCCAUAUACGACUUCAGCCUAAGCCAUGGCCCUCAGCCCUGCCCUCCUCUUCCUCUUGUCCGUGAUCAGCUGUGGCUCGACCGAGGACUCCGACUCCCACCCUCAGCCCCCACGGGGCUGCGGCUCAUCGGUGGGGGUCCCGUAUCAGGUGCUGUGCGACCUGGAGUCCGUGUGGGGCGUGGUCCUGGAGGCCGUGGCGUGCGGCGGGGCGGUGACGGCCCUGGUGCUGGCCCUGGUGCUGCUGACCCGGCUGCGCUACGUGCCCGAGCCCGAGCGGCGCAGCGGCGUGGGCCCGCUCCUGCUGCUGCUCGCCGGGACGGUGGGCCUCUUCGGCCUCUCCUUCGCCUUCCUGGUGGGCCGCGGGGAGGGCCUGUGCGUGCUGCGGAGGGCCCUCUGGGGGCCGCUCUUCGCCCUCUGCUUCUCCUGCCUGCUGGCGCAGGCGCUGCGGCUGAGGAGGCUGGCGGCCGGGAAGCGCGGCCCAACGGGGGGGUCUCUGGCCGGCCUGGCGGUGGCGCUGACUCUGGUGCAGGGGGUGAUCGCGGCCGAGUGGCUGCUGCUGACGGUGCUCCGUGAGGGCCACGCGGCCUGCGACUACCUGCCCGUGGACUUCACGCUGGCCUGCAGCUAUGCGCUGGGGCUGCUGCUGAUGGCCGCAGGCCUGUCUCUGGGCGUGGUGCUGUGCGGAGGGGGGCGGUCGGAGACGCUCCGGCGCAGGUGGAGGUGUAACGGAGUCUGGCUCUUCCUGUCCUGCCUCGCCUCGCUCAUCCUCUGGGCGGCCUGGCUUGGCUUCUAUCUCUACAACGACCUGGUGGCCACGUCAGUGCUGCACCAUGGGCGACCCGAUUGGGACGAGCCCGCACUGGCCGUCGCCCUGGUGACGGAAGGGUGGGCACUGCUGCUAUUCCAUGCCAUCCCAGAGGCUCACCUGUGUCUGCGGCAGGAGCCUCAGUUUAGCAUGGCAUCGCCGGAAUUCUACGACACUACCAAUCAGUCGUCCUCUCAGCUCCAGGACCAAGGCUUUGAGGACGAAGUACCCCCAACACAAAGACCUCCAUUUGCAGACAACCAGGCCUUCACCAUAGAGGAACACAGUGCAGCUCUUCGGUCCGGUGCAUACCAUAAUGGCCUGGCAGGGGCUCGGCAGGGCCUGCCGUUCAGAAGUCAUGUGUACCAGCCCACGGAAAUGGCAUUACUGAUGAACAGUGGAACAAUUCCUACAGCACCUCCAAACUUCACUGGAAGACAGCUAUGGUGAGAUGAGAAGGAAUCGGCUGGAGAAUAAGAUGCUCAGGAUUCUACUUUUCAGAAGGACAAUCGUUUUUCAAAAGGACAUUUAAGUAUUGUUACUUCAGUGAUGUAAUGAAAUUGCUUUCUCUUUUUUAUGGGAAAUUUCUUGUCAUAUUUAUUUGAAUCUUAAAAUAUUGUACUAAGCAGCCACAUUUUUCUUCUGUGAUUCCACAUUCAGCGAGUCCACAUUCCUUACAGUUUAUUGUAGAUGUGUAAAAGUGUUGUUUUUUUAAUGCUUUGUGAUUUUAAUGUAUUGCACAGAUUUUGAAACUUUCCUAUGAGGGAUGUUGUGACUUGCACUUUAUGAUGAGACUGAACAAUCCCAAUCAACUCACAGUGAAUGUAUGUUUAAUUAAUGAAUGUAUUUCCGCAACAGAACAUGAAUAUAUGAGAUAAGAUACUGA
Alosa alosa (allis shad) is the source of this 2589-nucleotide messenger RNA. RefSeq names its product G protein-coupled receptor, class C, group 5, member Bb (gene gprc5bb). Gene Ontology annotation, cellular component: intracellular membrane-bounded organelle; signaling receptor complex; plasma membrane. The coding region runs from base 924 to 2153 and encodes 409 amino acids. Lineage: Eukaryota; Metazoa; Chordata; Actinopteri; Clupeiformes; Clupeidae. The record is from RefSeq and is a predicted model, not a curated record. The transcript has 4 exons. Gene Ontology annotation, molecular function: G protein-coupled receptor activity; protein kinase activator activity; protein kinase binding. Gene Ontology annotation, biological process: G protein-coupled receptor signaling pathway.